CAGUGGCCCCACCAAUUUGGACGGUUCCGAUUCCAGGCUCCUUCCUUAAAAGCCUUUUCCCUUCCACUCGAACCGGGUAAUCUUCCACGCGAGAAAUGGCCGCCCGCGGGAAACCAAAAGUCCAGAAGCAGAAGCGAGUGAAAGGAUCCAAAACCCUCUCCAAAAACCCUAACCACAUUCCUCUCGGCAAAAACAGAGUCAAUACAGAGAAGAAGAAGAAGAAGAAUAAGAAAAUCCCAAAAGCAGAUGGUGAUUCCAAAGCACCUGUACUUCUCGCGGCAACACAGCAGCUUCAGUUCUUUCUCGAUCGAUUCCAGUCGGCAAAUGGAAUCAAGCUGUCUUCUCUCGAGUUGGAAGGAUUCAAAGAUACCUGCAUCGUGGAUCUGUCCCAAGAUCUGACUCAGGAUGCUAGCAAUUUAAGUAAACAUUUGAAGGCUACUUUUGGAAUGUCAUGGAAAGAAACACUCUAUGAAGGGCAGGUUUUAGAGGGAAAAGUUGUUGCAGGGAGUCCGUCAGUUCUUGUUAUCAGUACCUCCGCCUUAAGAUCCUUGGAGCUCCUCAGAGGUUUACGAUCACUGACAAGAGAAUGCCGUGCGGUAAAGCUAUUUGCAAAACAUAUGAAGGUGGAGGAUCAGGUAUCACUGCUAAAGGGUCGUGUAAACAUUGCCAGUGGAACACCAAGUAGGAUCAAGAAGCUGAUUGACAUGGAUGCAUUGGGGCUUUCACGAUUAGCAGUGGUUGUGCUUGAUAUGCACACGGAUGCCAAGGGCUAUUCCCUUUUUACUCUUCCACAAGUCAGUGGUGAGUUCUGGGACUUACAUAGAAGUUACUUCCAUCAGCUACUGCUCGAAGGGAAUCUACGACUUUGUUUGUAUGGCCCCAUUGGCGGGAUUGAACUCAAGAAUGCAGUUCCUUCUGAUGAAUGAUCAUUGGAUUGAUCAAAUGCCAUGUGGGGAGAUGAUGCAAUGGAGGCGGAAGAACCGGAAUAUGGUGGAGCCAUCUCUCCAUAGUACGCGAGGUAAGGUGAUGUAUCAAUUGGGUCCAUCCAUCUAGUGGGACUUGGUAUGUAUUCUAAUCUUUGAAAGACAAUCCUAUGCGUCACUCUGCUUCAAUUUGCCCAACUGGUUAUUUGACCGUUAACUAUUUUAGAUGUUGCUUUGAUGGUUACUUAACCAAUGGAUAAGAUUGUCAAUAAGUGUAAUUUUUGAACAGUAA
Magnolia sinica is the source of this 1215-nucleotide messenger RNA. RefSeq lists its product as uncharacterized. Gene Ontology annotation, cellular component: 90S preribosome; nucleus. The record is from RefSeq and is a predicted model, not a curated record. Lineage: Eukaryota; Viridiplantae; Streptophyta; Magnoliopsida; Magnoliales; Magnoliaceae. The transcript has 7 exons. Bases 96 to 926 code for a protein of 276 amino acids.